ACGUCCAACACCGUCUCAAUGGAUUCGCCAGAGAGCAAAGCGUAUAAGCUUUCAUCAGAAGACAAAGAAUUGAUAACAGCAAUGUACAAAAGAUUGGAUGAAGAAAGAAUGUGGCGUCUGAGUAUGGGGACAAUUGUCGAAAAGCAAAUGGAGAAAGUUGCAGCGAUAUGCAAUCAUGAACAGUAA
Messenger RNA from Zychaea mexicana, 186 nucleotides. RefSeq lists its product as uncharacterized. The annotation marks the transcript as partial. The transcript has a single exon. Lineage: Eukaryota; Fungi; Mucoromycota; Mucoromycetes; Mucorales; Lichtheimiaceae. The record is from RefSeq and is a predicted model, not a curated record.